CCCCGUGGUGCGCUGUGUCCCGGUGCUGGUGCCACCUCAAGCCACCCCGGCUGGUGCUGGGGACGUGGCCAUGGCAGUGCCAGGCUGGCCCUGAAGCACCCGCUGGGGACACUGCCACUGUCACCAGUCCCCACCUGCAUCCUUCUCAGUGCCCAGUGCUGCGGCGCCGGGUGCUUCGGGGCUCAACCUGGCACGGCUCAGCACGGCGCGUGGCAGGGGGGCCGCACGGCACGGAGCCGAGCACGGUGCUGGCAGCGCUCCCGUCCCGCCCGGCCCCAGGGUGCCUGGCGAGCUUUCCGCGCUACCCCCCGGCACUAAUUGUUUUCCCCGGUGUGGGGAGACAGGUCGGGACACAUGUGCUGCAUCCGCCACAGCGCCAAGCGCCGGGGCCGUGCUCAUGCCUCGUAUCGCUGCGAUCUUGUCCCGCGUCCAGCGCUUUCUUCCCUCCUCAUCCCUCCUCGCCUUGGCACGGGGACAGAUCCUGUUGCCUCCCUUCCCGCAGCGGCCCGGGGGCGGAGGAGGUGGCGGGGGGCCAAGGUCUGCUUUGACAUGCUCGCACCACCCGCGCCCCGGGAAGGGUGGGGAGGAAGCGGGGGCCACGGGCCCCCCCACGGCAGAGCCCCAGCGGACCCUCCUGGGGUCCCCAAGCCACCGCUCCCGUCCCUAGGCUGUCCCUGCACCGGUGGCUUCAUCCCUGCCAGCGGUGUGGUGUGCAAUGCCCACAUGCCCAGGCUGCAGCUCGUGGCUCUUGGUGUCACCCAUGGGAUGUGGGACGUGCCCAUGGCCCCGUGCCACCGCAGGCAGGGCCCCGCGGUGCCGUGUCCCCUCACGGCGGUGGCAGCACGGGGCCCCCAGGCGCAGGGCACGGCCGCGUCCCUGGCGCAGCCUCCCACCGCCGCCUGCCCAGGCGUCCGUCCCCGAGCACGGCGCGGCCCCGGGGAUGGAGGGAGGACGCCGGGGUGGCCAGGGCACGGCCGCAGCCGCCGGGGCCGCCUGUUUACAUGCCUGGGGAUCAUGGCCUGUCUUGCUCAGGUGCCUUGAAAGCCGCCGUCGCCGGGGCUCUAAGUACUAACGCUCGCGAAGGCAUCCAUACAUCUGCUCCGGGCUGCAGUGAAUCAUCCUGCAGCAAUGCCCGUGGCCGAGCCAGCCCGGCUGGACCCGAGCUGGGGGGGGGACACAGCAGGGUCGGGGCGCUGGUGACAGGGCGGCCUGGCUGAGCCAGGCUGUGGAGUGGGCGCAAACCGGAGGGCAGCGUGUGGGCACCGGCACUGGGACAGAGGCUCCUGUGCCGGGAAGAGGUGGGGACGGGGCAGUUCCUCUCCCGGGGGACACCAGGGCCUGAGCCAGUGGCACCCACGGGUGCACGCAGCCACAGUUUGCCCUGGGUGUUGGGGGCUCUUGGUGGUGUGCUCGGGCCCGCUCCCCUUUUCGGGAAGCGCUGAGCUUCACUUCCACAGCCGCCGUGUUUCACUUCCACACCGAGCGCCCCAAUCACCCACGCAGGGCCCCGAGGCGAGGAGGAGGAGGAGGAGGAGCGGAGGAGGAGCCGUGGGCUGCAGCCUCCCUCCUGCCUUGCACCCCAGGAGCCAUUUGGCCCCAGUGACCAGCUCGUGGUGCAGCGGCACGGCCGGAGCCGAGGGAGCAGCCUGGAGCCCCAGGAGAGCAGCAUGGAGGCGCCGGCCAUGCUCGAGGAGCUGCCCCCCGGCGCUGCGCCCGGCAAGGGGACGCAUGAGCUCUUCGGCUACGUGGGGAUCGAAGCCGUGCUCGACCAGAUGAGGGUCAAGACCAUGAAGACGGGCUUCGAGUUCAACAUCAUGGUCGUCGGGCAGAGCGGGCUGGGGAAGUCCACGAUGGUGAACACCCUCUUCAAGUCCAAAGUGAGCCGCAAAGCCUCGCAGCCCGGCCAGGAGGAGCGCAUCCCAAAGACAGUGCAGCUGCAGUCGGUCACCCAUGUCAUCGAAGAGAAGGGUGUGAAGAUGAAGCUGACGGUGACAGACACGCCGGGAUUCGGGGACCAGAUCAACAAUGAGAACUGCUGGGACCCCAUCAUCAAGUACAUCAACGAGCAGUACGAGAGGUACCUGCACGAGGAGAUCCUCAUCACCCGUAAGAGGAAGAUUCCGGACACCAGGGUCCAUGGCUGCGUGUACUUUGUCCCCCCCACGGGACACUGGCUGAGGCCCCUCGACCUGGAGUUCAUGCGGAGGCUCAGCAAGAUCGUCAACGUGGUGCCGGUGAUCGCCAAAGCCGACACGCUCACCCUGGAGGAGCGGGCAGAGUUCAAGCAACGGAUCCAGCAGGACCUGAAGGCCCACGCCAUCAGCGUGUACCCGCAGGAGGACUUCGACGAGGACCCGGAUGACAGGUUGCUCAACAACGUGAUUCGGGAGAAGAUCCCGUUCGCCGUGGUGGGGGCAGACCAGGAGCACCAGGUGAACGGCAGGCGGGUGCUGGGCCGCAAGACCAAGUGGGGCAUUAUCGAAGUGGAGAACCCGAUGCACUGCGAAUUCCCCAUGCUGCAGGACCUGCUCAUCCGGUCCCACCUGCAGGAUCUCAAGGACAUCACCCACAACGUGCAUUACGAGAGCUACCGCGUGCGGCGGCUGAAUGAGAGCAACCGGGUGGCGCUGAGCCCCGCCAACGGGCUGCCGGGCAAGGACGAGGACGACAGCAACCUCUGAGCCCUGGGACCCCGGCCCCCGUGGCGGUGACCGUCACCUGCCCCACCAGUGACUGUGCUGCCCCGCGCCACCUCUGCCAGCUGGGGACGGACCCACGCCCCCCAGCAUCACCUUCCCCUGUCCCCGGACACCUCGGCAGGUGCAGGGGAACGCCGCGCACCCCCCCCGGCCCACGCUGGUUCAAGGAUGUGAGCAGAGGGGGCUCCCAGGGUGUCCCCGUCCCCAAGUCACCCCCAGCCUCGCCACCGGGCUUCACCAGGAUCCCCUGAAGCCUGCUUGGCAUUAAAGGUGAAGCCGGAG
Molecule: messenger RNA, 2981 nt
Organism: Cygnus olor (mute swan)
Lineage: Eukaryota; Metazoa; Chordata; Aves; Anseriformes; Anatidae
Gene: SEPTIN12
Product: septin 12
Exons: 10
Coding region: 1668-2681 (337 amino acids)
Biological process (GO): cytoskeleton-dependent cytokinesis
Cellular component (GO): cell division site; septin ring; septin complex
Molecular function (GO): GTPase activity; molecular adaptor activity; GTP binding
Source: RefSeq, a predicted model, not a curated record